Molecule: messenger RNA, 1269 nt
Organism: Mycena indigotica
Lineage: Eukaryota; Fungi; Basidiomycota; Agaricomycetes; Agaricales; Mycenaceae
Exons: 3
Coding region: 1-1269 (422 amino acids)
Source: RefSeq, a predicted model, not a curated record
AUGUUGCAUUGGAUCUUUUCCAGACUGCGCACCUUUCAACAGCGCUACUCUGUUGCCACCAGCAGUCCCGUUCAAGUUCCCAACGAAAUCUAUGGCUUAAUCGCUUCACACCUUCCCACGGAAACUCUCCUCGUCCUUUGUGGCGUAUCACGUAGUGUUUAUCUCGAAGCGAACCGGUACCUGUAUUCUGCUCUAACGAUAACACCCAUUCCCGUUGAGAACUGGCAACGCCGCAGUGCAAAGCAACAACUUGGCACGCAGUGGAUCACACCCCAUCGCGGUAUGCUGUGUCUUCGUUUGUGGAUCAAGGCGCUAGGCGAAAACUCCAAGCUACCGGUACAUGUUCGUUCUGUCGUACUCAACCUUCCAGACGAUUUUGAACCGGACGAUGCGAGAGAGCUUGCCUCCGUGCUUUGUUUAUGUAUCAACCUCCAAUGCCUCGAGCUUCGUCGACAGGACAUGCGUUUUUGUCCUAUAGUGAAUAUCGAGAGCGCAUGCAUAUUUUGGAAAACUCUUUCUGGAUGCAACUUCCAACUCACACAUUUCCGAGACACGUUUUUCGACAUCCAUGAAGCACACCACAAUGCUUUCCAAACUUUCUUACAGCGCCAAAGUCGGCUUGAAUCCAUUUCUGUGUACCAAGACGUUGGAGAGUGCACCUUUCCCAGGCUACGCCGACUUGAAAUCGUGUCUAGCAACAUCUCGCUUGCAGCCCGGUCAUCAAGCUUGGAGCAAAUGAAACUCCAUGUCGGAGAAAUUACAUGCCAUCCUUCAACAUGGGGUAUUCUCAAGGACAUGAGACGCUUUGGCCAGCGUGACGCAACUAACCAAUUGACGCGGCUUGAACUAGUCUACCAUCGUGAAUUUUUCAUCGUCGACGUGGUUGUCCGUUAUGUUGCCGAAGAGUUGCCCCAUCUGAGGGUCCUUGUCAUCCGACAACUCCGUUGUAGCAUCAAGCAGGUUGUAAAUCACAACGCGAGCUUAAAGUCGGCGAUGAAACAAGCCACACAACUAGAGGCGUUAAUCCUCACCUUUCAGCCCGGCAGUUAUGCUGACGCCGUGGGUUAUCACAGACUGCUCAACUAUCACGAACAAUGUGCACCUCAUCUCCGAUACAUCGAAAUUGGGCCCGUAGCACAAGAGGGUAACUGCUACAUCUUUAAUCGUCACCGUCGGCCGUAUCGCACGAAAGAAUACUUCGCAGCUCCAUAUUCGGUUGAUGAUGACAUUAGGCAGUGGGCCUAUUGGAAGGACGAGCGAAAGCAAUGA